UUGCAAAAGCAUAUAAAAAUAUGCAUCCUUAUGGGCAAGGUAUAUUAGGUGUCCUGCAUGCAGCAAAAAAUAAUCAUCCUGAAAUAAAAGAUUAUAUUCAUCGUAUUGAUUGGGCUAAAUUUUAUAAAACGCCUUGGAUAAUUUCAUCACUAAAUAUGCAUAUGUCUAAAAUGGAGCACGAUAUUUGGAAAAAACAUAAUAACAAUACCAAUUCAGCAGAAGCUGCUCAUGCUUUAGUAAAUAAAGAAGGAAAACAAUUAAAGCUUCUAUCAGCUAUCUUACGGUAA
Racocetra persica is the source of this 287-nucleotide messenger RNA. NCBI's taxonomy places the organism in Eukaryota, Fungi, Glomeromycota, Glomeromycetes, Diversisporales, Gigasporaceae. The record is from the annotation of a GenBank genome assembly.